Messenger RNA from Cuscuta epithymum, 1800 nucleotides. NCBI's taxonomy places the organism in Eukaryota, Viridiplantae, Streptophyta, Magnoliopsida, Solanales, Convolvulaceae. The record is from the annotation of a GenBank genome assembly.
GGAAAAGAUGGUCGCGCCUAAAUAUGAGCACACAAAAAAGAGAAGGUUGUUCUUUAUGAAGAAACGGAUCCUUCAUAGCCUGACUUCAAGCACCACAUGAGGGAAGCAUUAUCGAUACUAAGAAACUUUCUGAUCCAGUUCACGUAGAUUACAGACUGUUAUCUCAUCUAUGAUAAUUUACACGUAGUAGUAGUUUACCUUUCUGUAAACCCCCGGUGUGGGAUAAUUUGUAGAGCCCAGACUCCAGAGGAGAAUCGAUAGGUCUCAAAAUUCCUAAAUGGCUAAACCGUUAGGGCCUUAAUUAUAGGGAGUAUUAAUUAAUAUUGCCAAUCAAACCCCACAAGUUUCUCAAAAUCCCUCCCGUUUUUUAGCUUAGAUUGGUAUUAGUCCAAGCAGAACGGCAGAAGAUCUAUGGGAGGGAGGUGCCGUUUCUUGCUUCUUCGACCAGCAAUGGCUUUGUCGUUACAACGUUACACAAGGGCAAACAGGACAGCCGUUUUACUCAACUGUUUGAAAGAAAGAGAACACAGAGUGAGAGGUCGAGGUCAAUGACAGUCACAACAGAGAAGGUAGAUCAUUUGCAUGAAAGCGGGAUCAGGGUUUUAAAUAGUGGCCCGCUACCGCUAUAGCGGCCGCUAUAUAGCGGUCGCGGUAGGGGUCGCUACCGCUACGGCCCGCUAUUCCGCUGUGAAUUUCAAAUCACGAGAAAAAUCUGUUACGCCGCCCGCUACAGCCCGCUAUUGGCAUUUUCGAUAGUACGUCACGAACAUAUUGAUGUGUAAAUGUGUCUAUGUUGUGUGAAUGAUGUGAAAAAAUACAUUGAUGGUGAUGUGUGGAGUGAAACUCCAAAUGAAAUGUACAUUUAUCCACAUUAUGGUAGCAAAUAUUAAUAAACAUGUAAAUUAUAAUUAUUAAAGCCAAAUUAAUUAUUAAUAAAGAUGAUAUAACUUUAAUAUCGAUUGAAAAUAUUUUACGCUGCUGCAAUCGCUACAGUCGGCUACAGACCGCUACAGGCCGCUACCACGAUGACCGCUACCGCUGCCGCUACGGCUAUUUAAAACCUUGAGCGUGAUCAUAGAGGUUCUCUCGUGGCUGCCAGCAAAAGAACUGCUACAAGAGUGUGAGCAAAACAUGGCAUGCUAUAAUAUCAAGUCCUCAAUUCAUAUCGAAACAUAUGAAAAACUACUAUCAUAGAUUAACAAUUAUUGUUGAUAUAGUUCGAUUCCUUUUAGAGGGUGGAUUGGCUUUUCGAGGUCACGAUGAAUCAGAUACUUCAGUGCAUUCAGGUAAUUUUCUUGAACUCUUGAAAUGGGAGUGUAUACGGCAUCCACAUAUAAAUAUGGUGAUGAACUCAAACGCUCCCGGGAAUAGUCAACUUACCUCUCCUAAAAUCCAAGUAUUUUUCUCUAUUGAUUGAUGAGGCUCGAGAUAGUUCAACAAAAGAGCAAAUGUCUGUGGUUUUAAGGUUUGUUAAUAAUUGUGGGGAGGUGAUUGAGCGAUUUCUAGGUGUGGUGCAUGUUAGUAACACUUCUGCGCAUACAUUGAAAAAUGCCAUUGAUGAUUUUUUUGCAAAGUAUAGUCUUUCAUUGUCUAAGGUUCGAGGUCAAGGUUAUGAUGGAGCGUCAAACAUGAGUGGUGGGAUUAAUGGCUUAAAACAAAAAAAUUUAGAAGAAAAUAAGCAAGCACACUAUGUGCAUUGUUUCGCUCAUCGCCUUCAGUUAGUGAUUGUUUCCUUUUUGAAGAACAAUGGAAUAGUUGGUAGUUUUUUUUAUCAUCUUAUCAUGAUUGUGAAUGUGGUUG